Messenger RNA from Coniosporium apollinis CBS 100218, 1956 nucleotides. RefSeq lists its product as uncharacterized. Bases 1 to 1956 code for a protein of 651 amino acids. Lineage: Eukaryota; Fungi; Ascomycota; Dothideomycetes. The record is from RefSeq and is a predicted model, not a curated record. The transcript is spliced from 4 exons.
AUGGCCUUCCAAAUCUCCAUUCGCCCAACAAUCCCAUUCCCUUUUGAGGUAGACCCUCAAUUCCCUGAAGAGAAGCAAGGGAAGCCAGCUUCUUGGGCUCGAUCAAACGAUGAGCUUGACGAUGAGUCUGAAGAUGAGGAAAUGGAUGGCGAAUUCAGUGAGGCGUUGAUUCGCAAAAUCGACAACCACCGUUGCCCGCCCUUCGAUCUGCUCGCCUCUGUCUACAUCGACGGCAGAAAGACACCAGAACGCAGAUGCGUCGUUUACCUUGAUCCGGACCAUCCAGAGCAUAUGAUUCAAGAUGGGGAGUUCUCCCUUCGUUCAACCUGGCUGCGGGGUCGCGACGGCAAAACAUAUUCUCAUCGCUGGUUCUUUACGAAUGUCGGCAUCGAGACUCUAUUCGACAAGAUGGCCCUUACCAACGAUGUGCCAGCAAAUCCUAGCAUCGUUGUGGAAGAUGAGCUCUUAUCGGCAAUGAACAAGACCCAGCUCACCAACAGCAAAGCAGAGCCGAAGCUGGGCCAGAUCAAGGUUGUCAUCGAACGCGUCACGCUGAGCGAGACUUUUGCCGACCCGGCCUACAAAGCCAAAAGGGCCGAUCAGGAGGAUGUGAACAUGGAUGGUGCCAGGGAUAUUUCUCACGCAGUAAAGCUCGAACAUGGGGAAGCAAUCCCAUCGAAGCCGGUCCGUGUCGUGCAUUACGACUACUAUCAGGAAGACGAGGAGCCUUACGCGGUCUUCAAGUUCUUCUAUCGUAGCGAAGACGUCCUCCGCAAGUUCAACUUCGAAGGCUUUCCCAAGCCUGCAAUGACCUCAUCUCGAACUGCUCGUAGUCGUCGGAGGAUGAAUGACCAACUCAACUUCCUCACUCCGCUCAGCAUAACCCACCCACUCCCUCCUCGUCCGGCAGACAGCGUAGUCAAGGACCGGAAGAAGACUUUGCAGUCAACCGACGACGAGAAACACAUCAAGACAUUUGGCUCACCCACAAAGCGCCAAUGCCAGGCCGGCUCUGAUGACGCUGACGAUGAUGGCGCAGACAACAACAAGGGAGCUGACAAGAAUUGUCGAAAGGCGGAAUUCGACGCAGCUGAUCAUUCCUUCGCACCAAAGCAGUCCGACUUUCGUUUACAACUCGAGGAUGACGAAUCCGACCCUUCCGAAGGAGAAGACAACACGUCUGGGUCUUCUGCGUCCACCAUCCUUCUCAGCCCGUCCUCGAUCUCAGCCUUGAAGCGUCCCGUCAACGCGCACCCUGCUCCACUCAUUCGGUCACGCGCCUUGGAACUGGAAAAGAAGACGGAUCACCGCGAAGAUCCUGCGUCAAACACCUUCCGGUACCUCGCGCCACCCGAAUCAGCCUGCUUUGCACCAAACUUCGACUUCCACAGCCCUGUCUCAGUGUCAAGCACCUUACCCUCCUCAGUCUCACGCAUCCCGUCUCCUCUCUCCUCCAACAGCGGGUCCACGGAGCAUGGCCAAUCCAGCGCAAAACCCUCCUUCAAGGACUUCCGACUCCUUGAAGAGCAGUCCGGCGAGGACGCCGACGCAGAAGACAACGACGACACUGACACCGCCUCCAUCCGCGCCACGCGCGCCGAUUCAGCCGAGCUCGAGGCCGACGGUCUGAUGGCUCCUGACCAGGACGACAGGGGUCUACAUACUGAGUUGGCGAAGAGGCUCUUGCUUGGCAAACGUAGCCGCGACGACGACAUCACAGCAGCGGGCGAGGAUGCGGCUGCCGAGCACACGGGUGACUCGGCUGGCUGGGCAGUACAUACCGAUGUCCAGGGCUUCGGUCACAGACGCCGUGGGGUUUCGGGUCAUGGUGCUGUUAGGAGUGGGGCGUCUACUGGAUCGGGCAGUAGGAGCAGUGGGGAGGACGGAUCGGACAAGGCGGUUAAGCGGACGAAGAGGGAGGAGCGUGAGCCGAUGGUGGAGCAGUAUUGCUCUUAG